AUGCCUGUUGUUUCACGCCUCGUGUCCAUUGUCCUCCGUGUGGUGGAGAUCAUUUGCGCUGCAAUUGUUGCGGGCAUUAUCGGUUACUACCUGGACACUCUGGGUGACUUUGAUGCAUGGCCCCAGGCCCGCUGGAUCUAUACGGAAGUAGUCGCUGGACUAUCCAUACUACUCGGCUUAAUAUGGCUUAUACCAUUCUCCUCUGGCUUCUUUAACUGGCCAUUCGAUGUCAUCAUUUCUUUCGCUUGGUUCGCCGCUUUUGGUAUUCUUGUUGAUGCUCUGCACAAGCUCCCCUGUGGUGGCAUCUGGUCCUGGCACAAUGUCGUGGACAACAACGAAUGUGGCCGCUGGAAAGCUGCCGAGGCCUUCAGCUUUAUCUCCGCUGUCGUUUGGCUUGUUUCGGCGCUUGUGGUUCGUACUCCUGCUGCAGAGCUUGAGUUUCUGAUUCUAACAGCAUCAAUCAGGGCAUCUGGUUCACGUUCCGCGUCCGUCGCUCCGAGGCUCCUCGCCGCGGAUUCUUCAGCCGCUCCGCUGUCUAAAUCAAUCUCUCGAUGGAGCUUCCACAACUACGUCAGCCUCGCAUUGGUUUAUGUGCACCACGCUGUUGAACGAGGAGACCGAAAUUAUCCCCUACAUGUCCUGGAACCAGAGGAUGGCUCCGACAGCAGUGCAUUCGUGUCUGUUGUACGGGAAAGUUCCGACUCCGCAGGAGCCGCCGGCCACGUUCAGAGUCCCGAUCAGCCACUCCUCCCGACUACGUCUCCUCAGCCACCAAAGGCAAAUGAACGAUUCUCAUGCACUGUUUCGGGAAUUCGAGCCUGGGUCAAAGGACCAGCGAUCCCGCACAAAUACCGAAUUAACCCUUGGUUUCCCCGAUGGCAAACCGCCCCGGGUCGUCUCGUGGAUCGAUACUUCCCCAGUACGACUGCGAAAGUGUGGCUUCUCCUAGCAUGUCUGGGUGCUUGGGGCGCUGUGUUCCUCGAAAUACUGGACUGGUCUGUGUCUGGACAGGAAAUCCCCGGAUACGGUAGUCCUGUCAAACUGUCGUGCUCUGGAAGGCUAUGGUCCAAUGCUACGGACUGCGGUCUUAAUGGUGAUGCUUGUCGUCCUUUUGACCAUGGAUCAUUCGCAUUUCGUUGCCCGGCGGGUUGCGCAGCAUCUAUGGUGCUUGAACCGUACUAUAUUGGGCCCGAGGAAAUCAAUUAUCAAAGUUUGAUCAUCGGAGGUAGUCCUGAGGACCCUGAGAAGGAUACCAUCGGUAUCUACCGAGGUGACUCUGCGAUCUGUCCCGCUGCAGUACAUGCUGGUAUUGUGAACGACCAGACGGGUGGGUGCGGUAUCCUUCACCGAACAGGCGAACAGAGCAACUUCCAGUCAGUCCAAAAGAAUGGAUUGACUAGUGUCGGGUUCCCUUCAUACUUCCCGCUUUCCUUCACGUUCGGGAGUGAAGAACCCUCGGACGACGACACCUUCAGUUGUCAAGAUCUUCGAUGGCCUUUGUUCUCGUUCUCUUUGGUCGUAUCCACGAUACUCUCUUUGUUUAUCACGUCCUCUGCAGCAUUCUAUGCCUCUAUUUUUUUCAUCGUCUACUUUCAGGUGGCCCUAUCUUCUGAUCCGCCCUAUUCGCCGGAUUACUACGAGAUAGUGUCCAUUGGACUGGGUCGGUUCCUGCCCUGUGCCUUUGUGGGCUUCGCAAUAUAUUACUUCUGCGUCAGGCACACCCUGAGAGACCUGGACGCCCAUUGGGAUAAAACGGUCCUCUGGCUGGGUGCAUGCUGGGUUGGAGCGCUCAAUACCGACACGUUCGACAAAAUUCCCAUCUCGCGCCUGACUCCACAUGAUAUACAGCAACAGCCGGGUGCUAUUCCAGCAUUAAUCAUCAUUAUCGGCGUGCUCUGCUUUGUGGUGAUCACGCAGGCUCUGGCCUUUCGAAACGAAGGACGACUUCCCCGGAUGCUCGCGCUGUACGGGAUCAUGACAUGCGGCAUUCUAGGCCUGGUCGCUGUUCCGCGUAUGAAUCUACGCAUUCAUCACUACAUCCUCAGCCUCCUUUUCCUGCCAGGAACCACUCUCCAGACCCGACCGAGCCUUCUCUACCAAGGCCUACUUAUUGGGCUUUUUAUCAACGGCAUCGCCCGGUGGGGCUUCGAUAGCAUCUUACAGACACCUGGUGCUUUGCUGAAUGGCGCUCAACUCGGCAGCAUGCUGCCCGAGAUCGCACCGCCUUUGAUUUCAUCGGACCAAAGCAUCGUCUUCUCAUUCCCUAAUGUCACCGAAGAUGCGGAUGGCAUCGGUGUGCUCGUCAACGACGUUGCCCGUUUCCAGGCUUUCAAGGCGGACAAUGGCACAGUUGAAUCGUUCAGCUGGCGACGUCACAAGACCGGCGAACCUGAAUACUUCCGAUUUGGCUUUCUAAAAAUGAACGCCCUUGGCGGAAUAUGGUACGAAGACUUCUCACGACCGGCUACUUGGGAGUCUGAUGGGCGCUGGAAUUCGACAGAAUCCGAUGGAUGA
Aspergillus terreus NIH2624 is the source of this 2514-nucleotide messenger RNA. RefSeq lists its product as uncharacterized. Gene Ontology annotation, cellular component: membrane. The transcript has 7 exons. The record is from RefSeq and is a predicted model, not a curated record. The coding region runs from base 1 to 2514 and encodes 837 amino acids. Lineage: Eukaryota; Fungi; Ascomycota; Eurotiomycetes; Eurotiales; Aspergillaceae.